This is a messenger RNA of Arachis duranensis, 3560 nucleotides long. RefSeq names its product phytochrome E-like. Gene Ontology annotation, biological process: signal transduction; regulation of DNA-templated transcription; detection of visible light. The record is from RefSeq and is a predicted model, not a curated record. NCBI's taxonomy places the organism in Eukaryota, Viridiplantae, Streptophyta, Magnoliopsida, Fabales, Fabaceae. Gene Ontology annotation, molecular function: phosphorelay sensor kinase activity; protein binding.
AUGAAACAGCCCAUGACAAUGACGUAUGAAAACCCAACCACGACAUCAAACAUUACGGAAGCACAAACAGCGUAAUCCCACAAACAGAGAAAGAGAAAAGGAAUAGAAUCCUAUCGUAAUAUUAUUAUUCUCUGGGUCCAAUAAUACAUGUAAUUGUUAAGUUAUCUAGUUUUGCAGCCUCAGAAAGAAAGAGAAGAGAAAACUUGAAGAACACAAGGCUCUCAACUUCAGCUGCAAGCAGCAUGAACAUGGGGAGAACACUUGCACAGUACAGUGCAGACGCUGAGAUUCUUGCAGAGUUCGAGCAAUCAAACGUGUCCGGUAAAUCAUUUGACUACUCAAAGUCAGUGGUUGACCCACCGAAAUCAGUCUCUGAGGAGAAGAUGACUGCCUACUUGUCAAGAAUCCAAAGGGGCGGACUCAUCCAGCCCUUUGGCUGCAUGCUGGCAGUCGAAGAACCGACUUUCAACAUCAUUGGCUACAGCCAGAAUUCAUUUCACCUCUUGGGUGUCAAGACUCAGUCCGACACCGAAGAGUUAAUGGGUGGUCUUCUUGGAGUUGAUGCCACUACACUCUUCACUCCUGCUUCCGGGGCUUCGCUUGCGAAAGCUGUGGCAUCGAGGGAAAUCUCGCUUCUUAAUCCUGUUUGGGUGUACGCAAGGGCAACGCAGAAGCCGUUCGGCGGAGACAUUGGUCUUCUGUGUGACUCUGUUGUAGGGGAAGUUCAAAAGCUUACCGGAUAUGACAGAGUUAUGGUGUAUAAAUUCCACGAGGACGAUCACGGGGAGGUUGUUUCGGAGAUUAGGAGGUUGGAUUUGGAGUCUUAUUUGGGCCUGCACUACCCUGCCACUGAUAUCCCUCAAGCCUCAAGAUUCUUGUUCAAGCAAAAUCGCGUUCGGAUGAUUUGUGAUUGUAAUGCUAAGCCGGUUAAGGUAACUCAGAACCAAGAGUUGAGUCAACCACUUUGCUUGGUGAACUCAACUCUGAGGGCGCCACAUGGUUGUCACACGCAGUACAUGGCUAACAUGGGCUCCAUUGCUUCUCUGGUUAUGUCAAUUGUGGUAAAUACCAAAGAUUCCAUGAAGCUAUGGGGUUUGCUAGUGUGCCAUCACACUGCGCCGCGCUAUGUGCCUUUUCCGGUUCGCUACGCUUGUGAAUUUCUUAUGCAGGCUUUUGGAGUGCAGCUUUACAUGGAGAUUCAGUUAGCAGCGCAAAUGGCAGAGAAAAGGAUUCUCAAGACACAAACUUUGCUGUGUGACAUGCUCCUUCGCGACGCGCCGUUUGGGAUUGUUACUCAGUCUCCUAAUAUCAAGGAUCUUGUCAAGUGUGAUGGGGCUGCCCUGUAUUAUGAUGGGAACUGUUGGUUGUUAGGCACAACGCCGUCGGAAUCACAGGUAAAAGACAUUGCUGAAUGGUUGCUUAGUACUCACGGUGACUCGACCGGUUUGAGUACAGACAGUUUGGCUGAUGCUGGUUAUCCUGGGGCUGUUUUACUUGGGGAUGCAGUGUGUGGCAUGGCAAUGGCGCGAAUCAGUUCGAGGCAUUUCUUGUUCUGGUUCCGAUCUCACACUGCUAAGGAAGUUAAGUGGGGAGGGGCCAAACACCAUCCUGAGGAUAAGGAUGAUGGAAGGAAAAUGAAUCCAAGAUCAUCAUUCAAAGCAUUUCUUGAAGUUGUUAAGAGCAAAAGUUCGCCUUGGGAGGCUUCCGAAAUCAAUGCUAUUCACUCAUUGCAACUUAUAAUUAGAGAUUCAUUUCACAAUUCAGAGAAUAGUGGUAUUAAGGCUAUGAACUACAUACAGAGAAGUGAUGCUUCAAGUGGUGGGAUUGAUGAGCUAAGUUCAGUAGCAUUUGAAAUGGUGAGGUUAAUUGAGACGGCAACUGUGCCGAUUUUCGGGGUUGACACAGGUGGCCUAAUCAAUGGUUGGAAUGUGAAAAUUGCGGAAUUGACAGGUUUGCUGGCAAAUGAAGCUAUUGGAAAAUCACUAGUGAAUGAAGUAGCGCAUGCAGACUCGCGCAACAAUCUUGAAAAUAUUCAAAGUAAAGCCCUGCAAGGCUUAGAAGACAAGAAUUUUGAGUUGAAAUUGAAACAUUUUGGGAAUCAACAAGAAAAUGGAGUUGUAUAUCUCAUAGUGAAUGCUUGCACAAGUAGAGAUUACACAAAUGCUGUUGUUGGGGUAUGCUUUGUAGGCCAAGAUAUCACUUGUGAGAAAGUUGUUCUGGACAAAUUUGUCAAGUUGGAAGGUGAUUACAAAGCUAUCAUACAGAGUCUCAAUCCGCUUAUUCCGCCGAUAUUUGCUUCUGACGAGAGCGCCUGCUGCUCCGAAUGGAAUGCAGCCAUGGAAAGGAUAACUGGCUGGAAGAGAGACGAAGUCAUAGGAAAACUUCUUCCCGGGGAAAUCUUUGGAAGCUUUGUUAGACUGAAAGGUCAAGAUACACUGACUAACUUCAUGAUCUUGCUUUACCGGGGAAUUAGCGGACAAGAAUUCGAGAAGUUUCCCUUCGGAUUUUUUGAUAGGAACGGAGAGUUUAUAGAGGCUUACAUCACUGCUAACAAGAGGAUCGAUACGAGUGGGAACAUGAUUGGCUGUUUCUGCUUCUUGCAGAUUGUAUCUCGCGAUCCGAAUCAGCCUUCGGAUGGACAAAAUCUUCCUCAAGGGAGGAAGAGUAUAUCUGAGUCUAAGGAGUUUGCUUAUAUAUUACAAGAGAUGAUGAAUCCUUUAAACGGUAUUCGGUUUACGCAUAAGCUUCUGGAGAAAACAGCUGUCUCAGAAAGCCAGAAACAGUUUCUUGACACUAGUGCUGCUUGUGAAAGACAGAUAAUGGCAAUUAUUGAGGAAACAUACAUAGGAAGUAUCAAUGAAGGCAGUGUGCAGCUAAACAUGGAGGAAUUUCUUCUUGGGGGUAUUCUAGAUGCCAUUGUGAGUCAAGUGAUGCUGUUGGUGAGAGGAAAAAGCUUGCAGCUGUUUCAUGAAAUUCCUGAUGAAAUGAAAACUCUUGCUCUGUAUGGUGAUCAAAUAAAGCUUCAAGUGGUCUUAUCUGACAUUCUGCUUAAUGUAGUCAACCAUACACCAUCUCCAAAUGGCUGGGUUGAAAUCAAGAUUUCACCUGGUUUGAAGAUAAUUCAGGACGGCCAUGAGUUUAUCCAUUUGAAGUUCAGAAUGAGCCAUUCCGGUCAAGGUCUUCCUUCUAACACACUUCAGGAUAUGUUUGAAGAAGGGAAUCAAUGGACUACACAAGAAGGUUUAGGGCUAUAUAUGUCAAGAAAAAUGCUUAGUAGGAUGAAUGGUCAUGUUCACUAUGCGAGAGAACAAAAUAAGUGCUACUUCCUCAUUGAUCUUGAACUUAGAACAAGAAAAGAAAGGCAAAGGAAUUUGCAAGCGGAGACAAGCAUGUUGAGUUAACUUUUCUUUUUUCAUAAACUAGAUUUGAUGCUUGAUAGAAAUUGUUUAGUUAGAGAAAAUAUAUAUAUAGAAAGUAUAGGGAGUGAAUAGAAUAUCUGUACUGGCUUUAAAAAUAAUACAGUUCUUUUUUUUUUUCUAAAAUUAAGAAUGAGAUUCGAA